Molecule: messenger RNA, 1288 nt
Organism: Puntigrus tetrazona (Sumatra barb)
Lineage: Eukaryota; Metazoa; Chordata; Actinopteri; Cypriniformes; Cyprinidae
Product: microfibril-associated glycoprotein 4-like
Exons: 5
Coding region: 148-885 (245 amino acids)
Biological process (GO): elastic fiber assembly
Source: RefSeq, a predicted model, not a curated record
GCUGGUAUUUCAACAUUAUUUCACAAUACACGAAUGACUUUAAAAGAUGCUUUCAUGCUGAUAAGUUGAGUUGAGAAACCUGUAAAUGGACAAAAUAAAGGACUCAGUUACAGAAAACCAGAAUCUGAACAUCUCUGCCUGAACAUCAUGAAACAAACGAUGAAGGUGUUUGUCGCGGUUCUGCUCUCUGUUUUCACGGCGUCUGUUGUUUGUGGAUACAGACCAUUCGACUGCUCUGAACUUUAUAAAUCAGGACGGACGGCCAGCGGGAUCUACUCCAUCUAUCCUGCAGGAGAUGUUCCUGUCUGGGUUCACUGUGACAUGAUCUCAGAUGGGAAAGAUGAAGAUAAAGGAGGAUGGACGGUGAUUCAGAGGAGAAUGGAUGGCAGUAUUAAUUUCUAUCAGCCGUGGAAAGAGUACAAGAAAGGGUUCGGGACCACCGAGAGUGAAUACUGGCUGGGGCUGGAGAACAUGUAUCACCUGACACGAAACAGGAAGUACAUGCUGAGAGUGGAUCUGGAGGACUUUGAAGGAAGGAAGGGUUUCGCUCAGUACUCGUCUUUCUCUGUCGGUCCUGAAGCUGAUGGGUAUAAACUACAAGUUUCAGGAUUCAAAGAUGGAGGAGCAGGCGACUCUUUGACUGGCCAUAAUAAUCAGAAGUUCUCCACCUUUGACAAGGACCAAGAUGCCAGUGGAAAUAACUGUACUAAACAGUUUGUGGGGGUAUAUCAGUACAAAUUCUGUUAUACUGCCAACCCCAACGGUGUGUAUUUACGGGGAGAAGAUAACACACACAUCGGUAUUGGUGUGGUUUGGUCAACCUGGAAGAACAGCUUCUCUGUCAGUAUGAAGUCCUUCAACAUGAAGAUCAAACACAUGUCUUAGAGAAAAACUGAUAUUGUUAUAAUUAUAUAAAAUGUUUAGUGUUGCUCUUCUUUCUUAACUGUGUGCAACUGAGAAAACCAAUAAUAUUACCUUCAUUUUUGGUUAGUUUUUUGUACUUACUAAUAAAAUCUAAAUAAAAAUAAUAAUAAAUAAAAAUAUUUCUUUUAUUUUGCUGUCAGCAGCAGGUCCGUUAUCUUGAACCUGCUCGGGAACAGCUUAUUUCACCUCAGUGUUUGCGGCGUAACAAAUCUGUUUCAAAGAGAAAGUUCAAUGAAUUGCCAAUUACAACAUUAAAGCUUGUACACAUACUAGUGAAUAACUGUGAAUAUAAAUAAUUGGGAAUCAUGUAAAAAAUAAAAACUUUAUAUAUGUUGCAAAAAAAUAUAUAUUGCAAAACCCUUGA